AUGGCAGCCCAAGCCUUUGGCGCCUUCAUCACCCAUGAAAGUGAUCCUGCCCCUCUCGUUCCCGCCCUUGCCCCAAUCGUCCCCCGCGACCACAUCACUGCAGGUACGCCUACCGAGUAUGAGCUGGACGGAAUGAAAUGGGGUCAGCGGUUGAAUGGCCCUGGCCCUCAAUUGGAGUCCUCACGAGACUCUUCCCCCACUGGCAUCGGUCGAGCUCUCCCCCAGACUCCUGGAGAACUCGAACGGAGCCAACCGCCAACCCCCCAGCGAAACCAAGCUGUUGAUGCCCUCGUUCAGUCGAUGUGGAAUCCGCCAAAGAACCGCUGGAGGCUCGCUUCGUCCUCUCUGGCCUUCUUCCUCAUGGGUGUCAAUGAUGCGGCCACUGGUGCUCUGAUCCCAUACCUGGAGGCCGAGUAUAAAAUCGGGUAUGCCGUUGUCUCGUUGAUCUUCGUUACCAACGCCGUUGGUUUCAUCUCCAUGGCACCGGUAACACAAAUCAUCGACGGCCGUCUCGGACGAGCUCGAUCUCUGAUGAUUGCAAUGGGCCUAUUGACCGGCGGCUAUGUCGCCAUCGUCUGUACUCCGCCAUUCCCCGUCGUGGUUGUAAGCUUCUACUUCAUGGGGUGUGGCAUGGCCCUGUUUCUGGCCAUGACCAAUGCAUUUAUAGUGAACCUCCUGAAUGGCACCGUCAUCCUGGGCUUCUGCCACGGUCUUUACGGACUCGGAGGCAUAGUUUCUCCCUUAAUGGCUACUGCGAUGGUUUCCCAUGGAGUCCACUGGGCAUACUUCUAUCUCAUCCCCCUCUCCCUCUCCCUAUCGUCGCUCUUCUUCCUCGGCUGGACCUACAAAGGCUUUGAAAAUGAUAUGGCGGUGCGACUUCUUACCACCCUCGAACGCACAGCCUCGCGCCAGGCCUCUGCUUCCGGCGAACCCUCCAAAUGGCAGCUGCUGAAACAUGCCCUCGGGAAUCGAGUCACCCUUUUAGGCGCCACCUUUAUAUUUUUCUACCAGGGCAGUGAAGUGGCCAUAUCUGGCUGGGUCAUUUCCUACCUGAUCCAUUAUCGAAAUGGCAAUCCCGCCCACGUGGGCAAUGUCACGUCCGGCUUCUGGGCCGGCAUUACCGUCGGACGGUUUGUCCUGACCCAUUUUGCCCACAAACUGGGCGAGAAGCUCUCGGUUCUGCUUCUCAUCGUUGGUGCGGCGGUGUGCCAACUCCUGGUCUGGCUGGUCCCCAACAUCAUUGGAGACGCGGUCGCCGAGUCUAUUGUUGGGCUGUUCCUCGGACCGGUUUACCCAUGUGCCACCGCGGUCUUGUCCAAGUUGUUACCACGGAGCAUCCAGAUCGGCAGUUUGUCGGUUGUAACGUCUAUGGGAUCUUCAGGAGGGGCGCUGGUCCCGUUCAUCACGGGGCUGUUGGCGCAGAAGUUGGGGACCGUCGUGCUUCAUCCGAUUGUUUUGAUAUCAUCCGCUGGCAUGACGGUGGCCUGGCUGCUACUCCCUCGGAUCUCCAAGAGAACAGAGUGA
Messenger RNA from Capronia epimyces CBS 606.96, 1524 nucleotides. RefSeq lists its product as uncharacterized. Gene Ontology annotation, cellular component: membrane. Gene Ontology annotation, biological process: transmembrane transport. The coding region runs from base 1 to 1524 and encodes 507 amino acids. Gene Ontology annotation, molecular function: transmembrane transporter activity. NCBI's taxonomy places the organism in Eukaryota, Fungi, Ascomycota, Eurotiomycetes, Chaetothyriales, Herpotrichiellaceae. The record is from RefSeq and is a predicted model, not a curated record. The transcript is spliced from 3 exons.